Messenger RNA from Racocetra fulgida, 347 nucleotides. The record is from the annotation of a GenBank genome assembly. NCBI's taxonomy places the organism in Eukaryota, Fungi, Glomeromycota, Glomeromycetes, Diversisporales, Gigasporaceae.
AUGCCAAAUUUGCAAAGUUUAUCACAGGAUAAUUUUAAGCACCAAAGCUCUGCUACAGGAAAUGAAAGUGUUUUACCUUCGUUUUGUAACGAUGAUGGUCGUGAGUAUGACGGAAUGGAAACACCAUCUCAACUUUUACGAGAGAUGAUUUCUUCACAAGGCGAUCUUGAUGCGAUACCAGAUGACGACCAUGAUAACAAUGAUGACAGAGAUUCUAGUGAUAAUGGUGCCGACAUUCAUGAUAGUGAUAGCAUUAAAAGCAUCGAAUCGGAUAGUAAGAUGAUCUCUUCAGAAUCUUCAUACUUGGGAAGUUCAUGUGAAUCCUCUGAACCAGAUAUAGAAGAUUA